Messenger RNA from Lizanozyma spartinae, 360 nucleotides. It is a transcript of the gene MPC1, whose product is annotated as pyruvate transporter. The record is from RefSeq and is a predicted model, not a curated record. Gene Ontology annotation, biological process: pyruvate import into mitochondria. Bases 1 to 360 code for a protein of 119 amino acids. Gene Ontology annotation, cellular component: mitochondrial inner membrane. Lineage: Eukaryota; Fungi; Ascomycota; Pichiomycetes; Serinales; Debaryomycetaceae. The transcript has a single exon.
AUGCUGGCCUUCAAGAAGUUCACAGACAAUCUCUUUUCUAAGAAGACAUUAAGAUAUGUGUUCACAACUCAUUUCUGGGGACCGGUAUCGAAUUUCGGGAUUCCUGUUGCUGCUGUUCUUGAUUUAAAGAAGGAUCCAGAAUUGAUUUCCGGCCCAAUGACUGGUUCAUUGAUAGUAUAUUCUUUAGUGUUUAUGAGAUACUCGUUAGCGGUAACACCUCAGAAUUAUUUGUUAUUUGGGUGUCAUUUUGUUAAUGAGUUGGCCCAGUUGGCUCAAGGGUUCCGAUAUGUAAAAUUCCGUUCUUCAACAAAGCCGGAAAAGGAAGAGGUUCAAGUAGCUGCUGUUGAGCCUUCAAAGUAG